UCAGCUGACUGACUGAACAGGGAGGAGCCGUGAAACUUUGCUUCAGGCAGUUCAUUCCUGUGCUGACGGCUACGUUUUAAUAAUAAUUUCGUCUUCGACAAACAUCAAGUGGGAGCGGAAGGACAUUUUGGGGGCAGUGUGAAAAAAUAGUUUUUGUUACAAUGGGAAGCUGGAAGAAUCACGCGCGAGCUCGACUACAACACAGAGACCAAACUGAGAAACUCCCAUUUGUUGGCGUCUUCACAAGCUUGUCUCAGCUGGAGGAACGUUUUGAAAUUCGCAAACAAAUUUUGGAUGAUGUUCAGUAUAAGAGUUUAGAACGAGGCGGACUUGAAGUUGGGGAAAACACCAGACUUCUUCAACUCCAACUGAGAGAGAGUGAACACCUGAAAGAAAAGCUGUCUCAGACUGUCUCCGACCUGACCACUGUUCUGUAUCUGAAAGAGGCUGAACUGCAGUACUGGCAGUCACGUGUGUCCCACUACCAUCAAGAGGCACUUACUCUGGCUAAAGGGAGUAACACCCUGAAGGCGACGCUUACAGAAUUUGAGUUCACCAUAGAGUGUCAAUCCAAAGAGUUGACAGCCCUUCGUACAGAGCAGAAAGGACUAAAUGAGGCGUUGGCACAGGCCUGGAGAGAGAAAGAAGAACUUGUGCAACGAUGGAUGGAGGAGAAGAGGGGGGAUGCAGACAGGUUAAAUAAGUACAAUGACACACAGGAAAGGUGGCAACGUUUGGCCAAACAGCUAAAGAAGCACCUCCAUAGGGAGAUGAGAAAAGAGUAUGUUCCCAUAGUGACGAGCUCUCGGAGUAGUGAAACAGAAGCGCCUACAUCAGUCAUUCUGAGGAUCAAUAAUACAACAGAUAUGCACCAGGGACAAUCAAACCACAGCCAUGUCUCAGCGGUGGCAAAAGUCUAAUUUCCCAUGGGAUCCUGGAGACGACAGAUCUCAGCAUGAGGAUUAGGUCAUUUCCCCAUUUCUCCAUUCUACAUUUACCUGUAGUUGGAAAAAAAAAUUAGUCAUACGUAUAUGUACAUGUAUGUGACGCCAGAACGAUGACCAAGGAGUGUUUGUAUUUUUGUUUAAUUUACCUACUUAAAAAAUCCUUCUAGUUUCACCAUUUGAGUGGAUAAACCAUUGAAACAACCUCUGCUCAUCUAGUUCACAUAAUUUAAAUCACAGGAGCGGGUGUUGUACAGUCAGGGCUUGGUAUUUAGUGACGAUGUGUCUAUUUUAACUUUUAACUAUUUUUUAUUUGCAAAGAAAAUCAUGUAAAUGUUUUACUUCCUAGGUCAAAAAGUGUAUUUGAAAAUAAUUGAUUAAAGUUUAC
This is a messenger RNA of Perca fluviatilis (European perch), 1332 nucleotides long. RefSeq lists its product as uncharacterized. Lineage: Eukaryota; Metazoa; Chordata; Actinopteri; Perciformes; Percidae. Gene Ontology annotation, cellular component: autophagosome membrane. The record is from RefSeq and is a predicted model, not a curated record. The coding region runs from base 162 to 920 and encodes 252 amino acids. Gene Ontology annotation, biological process: negative stranded viral RNA replication; autophagosome assembly. The transcript has 7 exons.